Molecule: messenger RNA, 749 nt
Organism: Athalia rosae (coleseed sawfly)
Lineage: Eukaryota; Metazoa; Arthropoda; Insecta; Hymenoptera; Athaliidae
Gene: RpL9
Product: 60S ribosomal protein L9
Exons: 4
Coding region: 158-730 (190 amino acids)
Biological process (GO): cytoplasmic translation
Cellular component (GO): cytosolic large ribosomal subunit; ribosome
Molecular function (GO): structural constituent of ribosome; rRNA binding
Source: RefSeq, a predicted model, not a curated record
CACGCUACCUGGCGGAACUUGUCCAGGUCAGCUUUCGUGGUACGUUACGCCGUUCUAUCUUCUGCUCGGUGAUUUCAACUACCAUGCCACCGAAGACGUAAAAUUUUUCUCUGAACGUCCCUUUUCCGGUUACACUGUAGCGCGUGUCAGCUGCAGGAUGAAGCAGAUCGUCACGAACCAAACAGUCAAGAUCCCUGAAGGAUUGACUGUCUCCGUGAAGUCACGGACAGUCACCGUUAAGGGACCACGAGGCGUUUUGAAGCGUUCUUUUAAACACUUGGCCCUCGAUAUUCGUAUGGUAAAUCCAAGGCUAUUGAAAGUCGAGAAAUGGUUCGGAACCAAAAAGGAGUUGGCUGCUGUACGCACGGUCUGCUCCCACAUUGAAAACAUGUUGAAGGGUGUUACCAAGGGAUAUCAGUAUAAAAUGCGUGCUGUAUACGCCCAUUUCCCCAUUAACUGUGUGACAACGGAAAACAACACCGUAAUUGAGAUCCGUAAUUUCCUUGGUGAAAAAUUCAUCCGCCGAGUCAAGAUGGCAAACGGUGUUACUGUCGCCAACUCAGCCAAGCAAAAGGAUGAACUAAUCCUAGAAGGAAAUUCUCUCGAAGACGUUUCCCGUUCCGCGGCAUUAAUCCAGCAAUCCACGACCGUAAAAAACAAGGAUAUCAGAAAGUUCUUGGACGGUCUUUAUGUUUCUGAGAAAACGACAGUUGUACAAGAUGACGAAUAAAAAUGUUUAACGCAUUGAA